GACUUUAAACCAACUAUAACAUCAUCAAGAUUCAUCGGAUAGUACUGCCUUGGGUCUACCACAAACCAUUCAGUCUUGAUCUUUUUUGUACAAGAUUACUGACUGCAUCCACUCUUCGCUUUUACUGCUCCGUAAAUUCCCAGUCAAAACCUACUGCACUCACCAUGACAUCCUCAGCAGCUCCUAUUCGCCAGCCUGACUGGCAUAUUCCUGCUGGAACUACUGUUCCUCGGCUAUACAUCAACAACUCUUUGACUCGCAAAAAGGAGUUAUUUGUUCCUGAAAAAGGACGUCGAGUCACUUGGUAUUCUUGCGGGCCAACCGUUUAUGACAAAUCCCAUGUUGGUCAUGCCAGAACAUUUUUUUCGUUUGAUAUUGUUCGUCGAAUUAUGAGCGAAUAUUUUGGAUACGAUCUGCAGUAUGUCAUGAACAUCACCGACAUUGAUGACAAGAUUAUUGUAUCUGCCCGUCAAAAGCAUCUUUUUGCCAAAUACAAGGAAGCAAACCCUGUUCUUAAUGAAAGUGUUAUUGUCAAGGCUGAAUUGGGAUGGCAUUAUUUUGUCAACCAACGUUUUGAAAAAUACAUGAAAGAUGCCGCCAACAACUGGGCCGAGUUUGUUUCUGAAUUCGAAGCAGGAAAACUUGUUGGCGCAGCCGAUGAUGUCAAGUUUGGACUGUAUUACAAAACUGCUAUUUCCUCGCGAGAUGCUCUUGCCAAAGCCAAAAGCGGCAAUAUGUGUAUUAACGACUUUUACCUUGCUUUGCAAGACCCACUGUCACUUUUUAUUGACAGCCAAGAGGGUGCCAAGACUACCGAUCAGCAGAUUUUCAGAGACUAUGCUGCUUACUGGGAAGCAGACUUUUUCCAUGAUAUGGACAGUUUGAAUAUUCGCCGUCCGGAUGUUCUUACUCGCGUUAGCGAAUACAUUCCAGAGAUUAUUGCUUUUGUUCAAAAAAUCAUGUCCAAUGGCUAUGCUUAUGAGUUUGAUGGAUCUGUUUAUUUUGAUACUGUUUGUUUCGAUAGAUCUGACAAGCAUUCAUAUGCCAAGAUUGAACCUUGGUCUGCUGGCAAUGUAAAACUGGUUCAAGAGGGUGAAGGCGAUCUGACCGCCGAUACUAGCGGUAAACGCAAUAUUUCCGACUUUGCUUUGUGGAAGUCUUCCAAGCCUGGUGAGCCUUCAUGGUCGUCUCCAUGGGGAGAGGGUCGUCCUGGAUGGCACAUUGAAUGUUCUGCAAUGGCUGGAUGUGUUCUAGGUGAAAAAAUAGACAUUCAUUCGGGCGGUAUUGAUCUGACUUUUCCCCAUCACGACAACGAGUUGGCUCAAUCCGAGGGUCAUUUUGGAUGCACUCAGUGGGUCAACUACUUUAUGCACACUGGACAUCUUCACAUUGAGGGUCAAAAAAUGUCAAAAAGUCUCAAGAAUUUCAUUUCCAUCAAAGAAGCAUUGGAGCAAAGCACUGCCCAACAGAUUCGCAUCAUGUAUUUGCUUCAUCACUGGGACUCGACUCUUGACUGGAGUGCAGGCUCGUUGUCCGAAGCGCGCACAAUCGAGGUUUCAAUUAACAACUUUCUAGCAUUAGUCAAGGCACUUGCACAGGAAGAAAAAUUCAAAGAAAGAGUUAUUUCCGAAACACAUAAUUAUGGUUCUGCGGAGAAGGAGUUGAUGGAUGUACUGUUUCAAAAACAAGAGGCGAUUUAUGCGGCUCUUGCUGAUUCCUUUAAUACUCCUCUUGCCAUGACAGAACUUCGUCAGUUGAUUUCGGUUUCUAAUCAGUAUUAUCAGACCAAGAAUAAGGUCAAGGCAACUCCCAACAUAACAAUUUUGGCCAAAAUUGGUGUUUAUGUGACCAAGCUUUUGCGUACUUUUGGUGUGUAUCCUGACAUCAAUCCCGAAUUUGGAGCUCCGGUUACUGAAGGUGCUCAGAAUUCUGAGGAAGCACUGAUGCCAUAUCUUCGUGUGUUGUCAUCGUUCCGUGAUGCCGUUCGUGAACUUGCACAAGCCAAGGCUGAUCCUGUUGAAUUUCUAAAGCUCUCGGAUCGUUUGCGUGAUAUGGAUCUGUUUGAACUUGGUGUUAUUUUAGAUGACAAGGAAGAUGGAAAGGCACUGGUGAAAAUUGUCGAUCGCAAAACAUUGAUGAGUCAACGCAAAGCGAUACAGGACAAGGAGCUAGAACGACAACGUGACAAGGAAGAGAGACUGAAGAUUCAAGCUCAAAAGAAAGCCGAGCGAUUGGAAAAGGGACGAAUGCCACCAUCUCAGAUGUUCAAGACUGCCGAGUUUAGUGCGUGGGAUGAGCAAGGCAUGCCUACAUUGGACAAGGAAGGGGUGGAGAUCACCAAGUCAAGGAGAAAGAGGCUUGAUAAAGAUUAUGCCAUUCAAACUAAACUUCACGCCGAGUUUCUUGCUGGUGCAGACAGUGAAAAGGCUUAGUUGAUGAGUUACAGCAUCAUUCACGUAACAUGGAACACUUGUAUUGAUCUUUUAGUGAUUUUGCUUUGGAAUAAACAAUGGUUGAGCAUUUGCUAUUUUGCAU
Molecule: messenger RNA, 2535 nt
Organism: Batrachochytrium dendrobatidis JAM81
Lineage: Eukaryota; Fungi; Chytridiomycota; Chytridiomycetes; Rhizophydiales
Product: cysteine--tRNA ligase
Exons: 15
Coding region: 165-2432 (755 amino acids)
Biological process (GO): cysteinyl-tRNA aminoacylation
Cellular component (GO): cytoplasm
Molecular function (GO): ATP binding; cysteine-tRNA ligase activity
Source: RefSeq, a predicted model, not a curated record